Molecule: messenger RNA, 993 nt
Organism: Colletotrichum acutatum
Lineage: Eukaryota; Fungi; Ascomycota; Sordariomycetes; Glomerellales; Glomerellaceae
Exons: 2
Coding region: 103-777 (224 amino acids)
Source: RefSeq, a predicted model, not a curated record
AAGCCUCAUUAAAAGGAGGCGACGACAGUCGACGUGGGAGGGACAGAUGCACGGAGAUGAGGCAACCAAUGAGCGGCUGAGACCGAAGCUGCAGAACCAAUCAUGGGCGGCAAAAUUCCAGCCCCUUUGCCGAAUCCAGAUCUUGAUGAACACCCGCUCCCUCGUCUUCGACUUUUUCGCCUCCUCCUCCCCCGAUGGCUUCGCCUACCUGUCAUGAACCCCACCGCCCUCGCAUGCCUCGACCUGGGAUCUUUCUUCCAAUCCCGUGUGCAGUCGGCGAACCAUCGACUUGGGGCGGACUUGCAAUUCCCAUUGUUUGGCGGCUACGAAUACAUACACGCACACAGAAGGCAAUACCAAUACUCCGUAUCAUUGCUGCACACAACUCGAGACAGCAGCAUAACCUUACCCUGCUGUAUUAUCAUAUGCAUGCACGCACUAUCAAUGUCUUGCCUGACAAGCACCAUCUCACAGUUGAGGCGGGCAAUGGCUGCGGUGGACAAGGUUGGGAAGUCUAUCCGUACCCAGAGCUUACUGUGUAGGUUCGUCGAGUUCCAACGCCAACCCGCCUGGAAACGCCACGUUCCUUGCACCGGUCGGGGGAUGGCAGCGAUGGACCUCGCACUAAAUCUGCGAUGCGCAACGCCGCACACGCAUAUCCGUCUUAGCUCCCUCACACCGCUCGUACGACGGUGUCCGCUGCCCGGCUCCCGUCCACCCAAACCUCUCGGUUGCUUCGAGUCGCCCUCGUCCCGCUGGUUGGGAUUCUGCAGAUGAGCAAGCCAAGGGGGGCCUAGACGGGCCAUGCAACGCUGUCCUGCCCUGAGCUGGGUCUCUCCAUGCAGCUGUCUGUCUAGCAGACAGACUGGCUCUCAGAAAUCGUCCUGCUGUGCCUGUUCCUCGCCUCACUUCGUCGUACCUCGAAACUGAACCUUUGUUUCGUUUCUUUUACAUGGUCCUCCCGAGCUAUCCAUUCCUCGUUAGUUGCCGUAC